UUUGUUAUGUUGUCAGUUUCCGCUUACUUAACGAAGAACGAAGAAACCGAGAAAGCUCUGUCACUAAAGACCUGAUUACUAGAACAGAGGCGUGUAUCGUUUCUUUGACAAAAGGCUGGGUUGAGUAAUAUGUGUGGGGUAUGGUAUCCUAGUGUCUGGAUACAUUUGCGAUGCAGGAGAAAAACAACGUUAAAGGUGUUUUUAAUCAAUUUAGCCUUGCUCUGUGAACAGGGUGUUUAAUUCAUGUGCGUAAAAUGUCGUAACAGAUUAGCCUGUGCAGUCCGCACAACCAAGGACGACACUUUCAGCCUUAAAUGGAGUUUCGAUAUGAAGAAACUUUCUUUAAAGUAAACAAAAACAUAACAGCGGAAAGUUUCGUCUCUUAUUAGCCUGCGCGGACUGCUUAUGCUAAAUAAAUAUUGGACGGAAAUUUACGCACACGCAUUAAACUCCCUUUCUCAAAGCAGAAUAUCAUUUUUCAGAACAUCUAGAGUUGAAGAAGUACCGUAACAUCAACACUUUGUUGACACAAGCUACGUGGAAAAAACUUAAAUGUCAUCAUAGAGUGUUGAACUAAUUGGAUGGAAUAAUUUUGAAUUAUGCAAGUAGGCAAUAAUUACAUUGGAGACGCCGUCCCAAUAUUUUUUAGUGUUAAGACACUUAACCGAUAGCACAUAUUAACUCUGCCCAUUUUCAUAAUAAGUAUGUACCUGACGGAGUUGAGUUUUAAUCGUUUAAACCUGACACUAUUUUAUUACAAUCCAUUCAAUUGAAUGCCUGCGCCUUCAAAUACCGAAGAUAACAAUAGAAAUCAUCAGACCAUUCAGGUUUAUUUCAAUAGAUUGUGUAUUGGUAUAUUUUGAAUUGAAGCAUUGGGUAUUAUACUUGAAGUAUUGGUUUAAAUGAUUUGUUAAUAAUGUGGAGACGCGUGAAUCACUGCUAUUUAUUCAGGCAUUAAUUUGUUUGUUGUAUUAUUGAAUCAACUCUCAAGUUUAGGAAGCUAUCUGUAGAAGUUUAAACACAGUGUUGGCAGGGAAACUAGUGGAAGGCCUUAUUUGUGUCAGAAGAUCGUCGAAAAACAAGGGGUAUCAGAAACUUCAAUCAAUCAUUAAGCACUGUAUGGAUGGCUGAAAGUGGCACAAGACCUGAUGAACCGGAAAGAUUCCGAAGACAGGGCAGUGUGUCUAGCAAACAAGACCUGAUUCAGUGGGAAAAUGCCUCCGUUGAGACAUGUACUAUACUGAGCUGGCUCGGUUACGGACCGGAGAUCAUACAGUCUCGGAGAGACGCAUAUCGGGAGUAUGGCAAGCUGGUUACUGCAAGGUUUAGUGGAAUGGAAACGAUAAUUAUUACGGGUAGCAAAGCUGAGGGGCUGAGCAGCUACACAGAAAGUGAUAUUGAUAUAAUGCGUGUACUUACUAGAGUGAUCUGUUUAGAAGAUGAUGUAAAUUCAAGUGCCUUUUCUGGGGAGAUAACCGUGUUGAGAUCACUCAGCCGCAGGAGUUACCAUGGUCACUGUAGACUGCAACUGGAGAGACGCGGUACAACAAUUCUCAGGCAAGUAAAUGACGCGUUUUGUGAUGACGGAUAUGGUCGCGAACUUUUGAGCAGUGACUUGUAUGUUAAUAACUGGUCGAAUGACUUGAUUGAGGGCAUGGUGCGGCAUGAGCGUGCGGGACCGUCAAUUCCUAGUACAUGGCUGGGAAACUUGCACCUUAACAAAGUCCUUGCAUUACCUUACUACUGUCCCAGCAUCCUGUCAAAAUGGGCCGCAAGACCUCGCCACUGGCCGCCACUGGAAGCCGUUCAUAGGGUCGUAUCACUUGGGGCAGUUCUUACGCCUGUUGGAUUUAAAGAAAGGAAUUUGAUGGCAACCUCUGGACUGGAUGAGGAACAGCAACGCACAUGGAUAUCAACGAUUACAGAUAUGCUCAAUGAAGGUCCUAGGGUGAUACUCAGACUUCCAAAGAUACGACAAUGCAUCAUAGCUCACCCUGAACCAUUACGAUGGUACAGCGGGAGGAGAAUUGAGCUGGAAAUGCUAACGCUCAUGCGCAUGAACAGAUCGGUAAUCUGCAUGGAUGAGGUUGACUAUACCGAUGCGAUUGCGCAGGCAUUAAUAAGACGAGAAAACGAGGUUAUGACAGAUGUUUGCGCUGAGCAGAUCAACAUCAAAUCAACACCGCCCGUGCAACCAUCACCAACGCCCGUUCAACCCACAAAACCAAAACAGGUCAUGAACCCUCCUCCCACACAACAACAACAAUCACAGCAAGCAAAAACCCACAACCAAACCAUUAACGCAAACAACCCGGUCACCCCCAAACAACAAAAACAACAAACACCACGACCCACACAACUCCAACGUCACUUCUGGCAACCUAAAAACCAUGAGAGCUCGCCUCUACACAUCCAUAGGAAAAAACUUAAUCUGAACCGGUACCGCCCGAAUCCUAUCAUCAUGCGACAUAGCCAUCACAGAAGGCAAGCGCUCGCGCCGCCGUUCCCGAUAUACUUCCGCCACGCGUACGGUUUAUAUUAA
This is a messenger RNA of Dreissena polymorpha, 2542 nucleotides long. RefSeq lists its product as uncharacterized. The record is from RefSeq and is a predicted model, not a curated record. Lineage: Eukaryota; Metazoa; Mollusca; Bivalvia; Myida; Dreissenidae. The transcript is spliced from 6 exons. Bases 1124 to 2542 code for a protein of 472 amino acids.